Neurospora hispaniola is the source of this 546-nucleotide messenger RNA. RefSeq lists its product as uncharacterized. The transcript is spliced from 2 exons. The record is from RefSeq and is a predicted model, not a curated record. The coding region runs from base 1 to 546 and encodes 181 amino acids. Lineage: Eukaryota; Fungi; Ascomycota; Sordariomycetes; Sordariales; Sordariaceae.
AUGGCUACCACCUUCCACCCCUUUCCCCGGCUCCCGCUUGAGCUCCGACUCGUGAUAUGGGAAGCAAGCAUUUCACCGCGCACCAUCAACUUUCGGACCUGCGCUUUCAGAUGCGGCGGCGACGACCAAGAACAACGGGUAGAGGUAUCCAUUCCCACACCCAAACCUAAUAUCAGCUUUUGGACUUUUACCUCAACUCCGCCACCACCACCGAUCCUCCACACCUGCCGCGAAUCCCGCAACAUAGGGCUUCAUUUCCAAGGCGGCUACCAAAAGGCUUUCUCCACCUGGUGCCUGCCCUACUUCGAUGGCAGCUGGAACAAUCGGUAUCUCUGGGUCCAUUUCGAGCUGGAUAUAUUUGACUUCGGCGCUGACUUGGACUCACCCAUCAUCCGCAUUGCUAAUAAGGAUCGGUCGAAGAUUAAGCAGCUGAGAUUUGAGCUUCAUGGGACGGACUGUAUAUUCUGGAACAAGCGUGAGGCGCAGCUGGAGUCAUGGAGGGUUUAUGGAGGGGUGGAGGACUAUGGAUUAUACGGUCAGUCCUAG